Messenger RNA from Xyrichtys novacula (pearly razorfish), 1127 nucleotides. Lineage: Eukaryota; Metazoa; Chordata; Actinopteri; Labriformes; Labridae. The record is from the annotation of a GenBank genome assembly.
AUGGUGGGGCUGCUGUUUUCUCAUCUGAACCCACAAUCAAAGCCGAAAACUCUAAGGUAUGAAUAAUUGUCUGACUCCAGCAUGGACAAGUAGAUGGAGACAACAGUAAAGGUGGAGGCACACCUAUUUAAAUGAACUUAGCAGCGCUUUCCAGAACUGUCCCAUGUACCCCCUCCUUAGACUCUCCCCAGAGAUUCCUGUGGGGGGUCCGCCACAGGAAUCUCUUAUAGUGUGGAGUCGUAGUGAGUUAGUUGACCCUUCACAGCAAAUGUGCACCAGUAGCAGCUUCAGAUACUGACUACACUCCUUCAGGAGUUCAUUUUACCACCUCAUAUACAUCCAUGACCUGUGUUGUGCUAAUCAGACUCCCCUCCUUCUUUCAGAGUGGAGCCUUCUGGAGUCCAAUGGUUGAAACCAGGGUUAAGGAAGUGUAAGUAAUUUUUAAAAUGAAGACUUCACACAUAUUAAAGUCUGUCAUUGGUUAUUUAUCACCCAUUAAUUACUUUGGCUGAAAAUGUGACUUGCUCUUCUCACCAGAUUCUUGCAAACUCACAGUCGACUCAAACACAGUAAACGGAAGAAUCAAACUGUCUGACACUAACAGAGAGUGGACACAUGUGGAGGCGUGUCAGGCUUAUGAUGAUCAUCUAGACAGAUUUAACACCCCUCAGAUGCUGUGCACAGACGGUCUGACUGGUCGCUGUUACUGGGAGGUGGAGUGGAGAGGGAGAGCUGCUAUAUCAGUGAGCUACAGAGGAAUCAGCAGGAAAGACGAGCUGAACAAUGAGUUCGGAAAAAAUGAUCAGUCCUGGAGUCUGAUCUGCUGUGACGGUGAUGAGGUGGAUUACUCUGUCUGGCAUGAGAACAAAGUCAAACCUAUUACCCGUCCCUCCCUUUCCUCCCUCAUCCGCUCCAUCAGAUCCCCCUCCUGCACCGUCACUCACAGAGUAGCGGUGUAUUUGGACCAUGAUGCCGGCACUCUGUCCUUCUACAGAGUCUCCUCUGACACACUAAUCCAUCUGCACACCGUCAACACUACAUUCACUAAACCUCUGUACCCCGGCUUUGGGUUCACGUCCAGGCACCGCUUUGUGCCAGGUUCCUCAGUGUCUCUGUGCUCUCUGUAG